GUUCAAUGCAGCAUCUUCAGCACCUGACGGUCAAGAUUAUAUAUAGCCAACCCUAAUCUUUCUAUAUAAUCCUCCUCCUUUGAAAUUCUUAGAUACUGAACCAGAUGGGAAGCGAAAGCUGUUCCUCUUCAGACGAGAAGAAGCUGGCCAUGGAGCCCCUCUUGGGCGAUAAUCUGAACCCAAAGGGAGGCCUCAGAACGAUGCCGUUUAUAAUAGCGAACGAGGCGUUUGAAAGGGUGGCGAGUAUAGGGUUACAAUCGAACAUGAUAAUGUAUUUGACGAGAGAAUAUAACUUGGAAGCUAUGACUGCAGCCUAUAUACUCUUCGUCUGGUCUGCUGUUAGUAAUCUUAUGCCAGUUCUAGGGGCCUUUGUUGCAGAUUCCUACGCCGGUCGUUAUCGGAUGGUCGGCUUCGGCUCUAUUGCUACCCUCGCGGGGAUGGUUCUGUUAUGGUUGACAGCCAUAAUUCCAAGCGCAAAGCCUCCUGUUUGUGACCCAGCAAGUGAAAUUUGUGAACGCGCGACGACAUCCCAGCUUCUCUUCUUGUAUUCCUCUUUAGGCUUCAUGUCUGUUGGAGCAGGCGGCAUAAGGUCGUCCUCUUUAGCCUUCGGUGCUGAUCAGUUGAACAGGGAAGACAGCAUAGAAAAUGCAGGCAUUUUACAGAGAUACUUCAGCUGGUACUACGCUGCAGUCUCGGUUGCAUCUAUGGUUGCAGUAACUUGUAUUGUGUACAUUCAAGAUAACCUUGGUUGGAAGGUGGGUUUGGGAGUUCCUGCUGUGCUCAUGUUCUUAUCGGCUCUUUCUUUCUUCUUGGCUUCUCCCUUUUAUGUCAAGUUGAAGGCCAAAACAAGCUUGCUCACUGGGCUGGCUCAAGUCAUUGUAGCCUCUUACAGAAAUAGAAAUGUGAAGCUGUCAUCUCAAGCUACUGAUGAAGUGUACCAUCACAAGAAAGGAUCAAUGCUUCUCAAACCCAGUGAAAAAUUAAGGUGGUUAAACAAAGCUUGCAUUGUGAGAGAUCCUCUAGACUUGACCUCAGAUGGAAGAGCUAAAAACCCCUGGAAUCUUUGUACAGUAGAUCAAGUAGAAGAACUCAAAGCUUUGAUCAAGGUUAUUCCACUUUGGUCUACAGGAAUCGUGAUAGGUAUGACUCUGGAUCAACAAUCCUUUCCCAUAAUCCAGGUGAGCACAAUGGACAGAAAAAUUACUUCCAACUUUGAAAUUCCUUCAGGGUCCUUUGGCAUAUUCAUGAUUAUCACUGUAAUAGUAUGGAUUGCUCUCUAUGAACAUAUCAUCAUCCCUAUAGCAUCUAAAAUCAGUGGAAAACCAACCUAUCUAAGCUUGAAAAAGAGACUGGGAAUUGGACUACUUUGCUCUUGCGCAUCCAUGGCAACAUGGGCAAUCGUGGAGAUUUUCCGGCGAAAAAUUGCAAUCGAGGAAGGUUUUUCCGACGACCCACGAGCUGUGGUUCACAUGUCUUGGAUGUGGUUAUUGCCACAUCUUGUCCUGGGAGGCUUGGCCAUGGCUUUCAACACCAUUGGACAGUCCCAAUUCUAUUACUCUGAGCUUCCUAAAAGCAUGGCUAGCAUAUCCUCCACUCUCCUCGGAAUAGGAAGCUCAGCAGCAAGCUUGGUAUCAAGUUUCAUAGUGAACACAGUCGAUAAUAUUACCAAAAGCGGAGGAAAGGAGAGCUGGAUUUCAACCAAUAUCAACAAGGGUCAUUAUGAUUACUAUUAUUGGCUUCUUGCUGGUUUAAGCAUGGUUAAUUUUAUGUACUUCCUGGUUUGUAGCAAAGCUUAUGGCCCUUGCAAAGGAGAAGCCUUUGAAAAGGAUGACAUGAGUACUGAGGAACAAUAAUUUUAACUUGUAUCUAUAAAAUUUGGUCCUCAUAUAAUUGAGGGCAUUGAAACA
This is a messenger RNA of Mangifera indica (mango), 1907 nucleotides long. Its product is annotated as protein NRT1/ PTR FAMILY 1.2-like. Gene Ontology annotation, molecular function: transmembrane transporter activity. Gene Ontology annotation, cellular component: plasma membrane. The record is from RefSeq and is a predicted model, not a curated record. The transcript is spliced from 4 exons. NCBI's taxonomy places the organism in Eukaryota, Viridiplantae, Streptophyta, Magnoliopsida, Sapindales, Anacardiaceae. The coding region runs from base 105 to 1853 and encodes 582 amino acids. Gene Ontology annotation, biological process: transmembrane transport.